AUGGCGUCAGAGGAGCAGGCAGUAGAGAGCGCUUGUGCUGCAGAUUUGCGGAUUGUCCUGCUGGGCCGGACAGGCUGUGGUAAAAGCUCCACAGGAAACACCAUCCUGGGUGUUCCAGCGUUUCGGACGGACAUCUCUCCACUGUCCGUCACUCAGGAGUGUGAGAGCGCCAGUGGCACAGUGGAUGGGCGGACAGUGCAGGUGAUCGACACCCCUGGUUUCUUUGACACCUCUCUGUCUGCGGAGGAGGUUUGCAUGGAGGUUGGACGCUGUGUGAUUCUCUCUGCUCCUGGACCUCAUGCGUUUCUAUUGGUCCUUCAGCCAGGGAGGCUGACCCUAGAACAGUGGGCCGCUCUAGACUGGCUCAGUGCCGUUUUUGGCCCUCAGGCUCUAAAACACACCCUACUCAUUCUCACCUGGGCUGACCAGCUGGGAGGAAAACCUGCUGAGAACUUCCUGCGUGAGAGCGAGGAGCUCUGGGAGUUUACAAUGAAGUGUGAGGGCGGUUUUCAUGCGCUGGACAACACCAAGGGCAGCCAGGAGCGUGGCCAGGUGGUGGAGCUGCUGAAUAAGAUUGACACUAUGGUGGAGAGAAAUGGAGGAAGCCCCUACACCUGUGAGAUGCUACAACAUGCAGAAAGAGCCAUUCGCCAGGUGCAGCUAAGGAUUUUAGGAGAAAAGGGGGUGGGGCUAAGGGAAGGGGAGAUUGAGGGACCUGAAGACGGGCAGAAAAGACAGAAAGAGGAAGAGGAGGCAAGGAAGACAGCAGAGAGAGAGUUUUGGUGUGAAUUUGUCACGGCUAUGGGCAAGGGGGCGCUGGAGGGCUCCGGAGUGAUGGAAAAAGGAAAGGGGAAAGGAAAGAAAACGAAAACAGUGCAGAGGGUGGCGGCUUUAGCUUCAGCACCACUGUCUGUCAGUUCUGCAGCUAAAAUAGUGGGCGGGGCUGUGAGGGAAGGAAGCAAAGUGCUUUACAAACACAGGAAAACACUGAGUGAAAAAAUCACCAAAAACCUGAAUAAAUGACACUUUUGAGUCUAUGUACUGGGCUCACAGACUCACACACUUCACACAGUUUUAACACAGUAACAUAAAACACUGACAAGUCCAGGCACAUGCACAGUUAGACCCCAGAGGGAGCUCCUGCCCUUUUGCCCCAAAAACUGUAUAAGUGCCUCCGAUAGUACGAUUGGCAUUUGUUUCAGUGAGGUGAUGCUCAGUCCUGCUCUGGGAAUAGAGCUUGUGGGUCAGCUCGGGGUCCACUAGCUUCAUCAUUCUUCAGCACCCCCUUAGAUGCAGUACUGCCGCCUGUGGUGAUUUCAUAUCAUAACUUCCUCCAGCUCAUUGCGGGGGACCACAAGUCGCUCCCAGGCCAACUUGGAGUUAUAAUCCCUCUAGCGUGUUCUAGGACAACCUUGGGGUCUCGUAUUAGUAGGCUGUGCCUGGUAAACCUCCACCGGGAGGCAGCCGGGGG
Messenger RNA from Colossoma macropomum (tambaqui), 1471 nucleotides. Its product is annotated as GTPase IMAP family member 7-like. Bases 1 to 1023 code for a protein of 340 amino acids. The transcript is spliced from 4 exons. The record is from RefSeq and is a predicted model, not a curated record. Gene Ontology annotation, molecular function: GTP binding. Lineage: Eukaryota; Metazoa; Chordata; Actinopteri; Characiformes; Serrasalmidae.